Molecule: messenger RNA, 5583 nt
Organism: Anastrepha ludens (Mexican fruit fly)
Lineage: Eukaryota; Metazoa; Arthropoda; Insecta; Diptera; Tephritidae
Gene: Sur-8
Product: leucine-rich repeat protein soc-2 homolog
Exons: 4
Coding region: 309-2162 (617 amino acids)
Molecular function (GO): protein binding
Source: RefSeq, a predicted model, not a curated record
GAGAAGUGUCAAAAUAGUAGCACUGGCCAGAACUGAAGAAUACUAACAAAUAUAAUAUCUGCAGUGUUUUAUUUAAAUAAGCUUGCGAAAAUUGUACUAAUUCUUUAUGAACAAACUGUGCGAACUAGAAGUUUAAACAAACAACUAGAUUUUGCCUAACUGCAAUUGCUGAAUCAUCGACCUUGAUUCAUUCUCAAGUCUACACACCAAAUUUAUAUUGAAAAGAGGCAAUCUACCUUAUUGAACUUAAAAAGUUUGCAAUUUUGGGCAAUAAAUUGUCGCCACCGAUCGCUACGCUGGGAAAAAUUAUGAACUUGUGCUCUUCUGCUGGCGCGACUGCAUCAACAUCCUCUUUGGCAUCGGUAGACGAAGCUACUAUUGGCGGCCAUUCAAUCGCAAGCGGCAGAAGCGGCGGUGGAGGUGUCUUGACCACACAUUGUUUCGGCAGCAGCAGCAAUAGCAGCAGUAGCUGCGCCGCAGCUAUAACGACGAGUCUCACAACUAACCAGACGCAUAGCGGCAGUGGCAGUGCCUGUGGCGGCGGAGCCAGUAGCAGUAACGUUGGCAACAACAACGAAAUGCCACCGGAAACACGUCCCAAGGUGGUGACAGUUAAACACCCCGAAUCUAACAAACCUAAACCAACGACGAAGAAAAGUAAGCCUAUACAAGCUGAUCAGGAUGUUGUUAAAGCACUUCAACGUUGUCGCGAAGAAGGCAUUAAACGUUUGGAUUUGAGUAAGUCGUCCGUCACAGUUAUACCAACAUCAGUGAAGGAGUGCAUUCAUCUCACAGAGCUUUACUUGUAUAGCAACAAAAUCAGUCAACUACCUACUGAAAUAGGGUGUUUGAUUAAUUUAAAAACACUUGCAUUAAACGAAAACUCAUUAACUUCGCUGCCAGAGUCAUUGCAAAAUUGCAAGCAGCUUAAAGUGCUUGAUUUGCGGCACAAUAAGCUCGCUGAAAUCCCCUCGGUCAUAUAUCGCCUACGUUCGCUGACCACACUCUAUCUGCGUUUCAAUCGUAUCAUAGCCGUGGCAGCCGAUAUUCGCAACUUAACUAAUUUGACAAUGUUGAGUUUGCGGGAAAACAAAAUUAGAGAGCUGGGUCCUGCGAUUGGUGCAUUGGUAAAUUUGACUACUUUAGACGUGUCUCACAACCACCUGGAACAUUUGCCCGAGGAUAUUGGUAAGUGUGUAAAUUUAAGCGCACUGGAUUUGCAGCACAACGAACUCCUGGAUAUACCAGAAACAAUUGGCAACUUGAAAUGUUUGGUACGUCUGGGCUUAAGAUACAAUCGCCUUUCCAGUAUUCCAGCAUCACUUAAAAAUUGCAAAUGUAUGGACGAGUUUAAUGUCGAGGGUAACGGUAUAACGCAAUUGCCUGACGGUCUCUUGGCUAGCCUUGGCGCCCUCACCAAUAUUACACUAUCGCGCAACUCUUUCACCAGCUAUCCGACCGGUGGGCCUGCACAGUUUACUAAUGUGUACAGCAUAAACCUUGAACAUAAUCGUAUUGAUAAAAUACCAUAUGGCAUAUUCUCACGCGCCAAAGGUCUCACAAAACUCAAUAUGAAGGAGAAUGUGCUUACUGCGUUACCACUAGACGUGGGCACUUGGGUCAAUAUGGUUGAACUUAAUUUGGCAACAAAUGCAUUACAGAAGUUGCCCGAUGACAUAAUGAACUUACAAAAUCUUGAAAUUUUGGUGCUGUCCAACAAUAUGCUCAAAAAGAUUCCGAAUACCAUAGGUAAUUUGCGUAAAUUACGUAUACUUGACUUGGAGGAGAAUCGCAUAGAGGUGCUCCCUAACGAAAUUGGACUGUUGCAUGAGUUGCAAAAGCUAAUUUUACAAACAAAUCAGAUCUCGAUAUUACCGCGUAGCAUUGGCCAUCUAAGCAACCUGACACAUUUGUCAGUGAGCGAAAAUAAUUUACAGUACCUGCCGGAAGAGAUUGGCUCACUUGAAAACCUGGAAAAUCUAUAUAUCAAUCAAAAUCCUUGCUUAGAGAAGCUUCCCUACGAGCUGGCCCUCUGUCAAAACCUAAAAUAUCUAAAUAUUGACAAAUGUCCUUUGAGUACUAUACCACCCGAUAUACAAGCCGGGGGACCAUCGCUGGUUCUUCAAUGGCUGAAAAUGCAUUCCCCCUACAGGCAGAUGUGAGUGAACAGUGGUGAAGAUCCUGCCGCUCAGUGGCGUACACUUUAUAUGAGUAAUGACUGCUACUUGGAGUUUGAAUUAGAAGGGGAAGCAGAAACACACCGACACUAACAACGUCGGGCUUGGAAAUGCACUAUCAGUUGAGAUGAAUAGUUGAAAAUGUUCGGUAGUGCAUUUCCGACAAUCGUUGGCAAUGCAAACAAAAAGGAAAAACAAACCAAGGAAUAACAUAACGACUAUUAAACGAAACAUACAAACGACGAAUAUAGUGAGUAGUGCAUUGCAACUGCAAUGCUACCAUUAAAAACGAAUUGUAAACAAUAUUUUUGUUGUAAAAAUUAUGUUAAAAUUGUGUGAUGGUGAAACAAAAAAAUAGCUUUAAAAAUGCUUCAGAAAUCGAUUAUUUAGUUGCAUAAAGAUGUAUGUACAUACAUACAUACAUACAUGACUACAAACGAACAUACAAAAUAAAAUACAAUUGUGUGAAAACAUUAAAAAAGAGAAAUUAUGUUAAAUGCUUAUAAAUGUUAUGAAACGUGUUGCUGUUAAUUAAAAAAAAAACAAGAACUUUACUGCCCAAAUUAUGUUACAUAUUAGAUUGGAAUGUUGGAGGAAGUAUGCAAAACUAAAUUUUCGAGAUGACAGCUGAAAAUUAAGAUUGUUCGUACAUAUUUAGAGAUACACAAAUUUGCGGGCAUAGUACUCGCUUGCUUGUGUAUAGAACUAUUUGUAAUUUGGAAUAAGAAGUUGUAUUUGUCAAAAAAUAAAGCAAAGAUUCAUGUUUUUUUUUUGUCAGCAAGCAGCUGAGAACUACCCUAUUCAUGAGGGUAUUAGCGGCAAAAAAUUACAUGUAAACGUAAACAUACAUUGAAAAAAUGUAAUAAUUAUAAAUGUAAUAAUGUGUGAAGUGUUCUGUACCACUAAUUUUUGUAUUCAUGAUGAAAAUUUUAUCUUAUGCGCCUAUAUAUACUAAAUGUUCAAAUCAAAAUAUCCAUUUCAUUUAAAUUACUUCAAAUCGACAAACCGAACACAAAAAAUUCUAGUCAGUAUUCAUUCUAAGUUGUUGCGAAACCGCUUAACCGAAAGCAUUCGAAAUUUCCCUGGUUAUUGAUUAAAUACAAUUAUUUUUUAAUAAAAUUUUAUAAUUUUAAAGGAAAUGCCUACUUAUUCGUAGUUAUGUAAAUUUUUCAUAAUUUAAAAACGUGAACUUGAUAAAACAAAUAGAGUUUAGUGAUUAUUAUGUGCCCCUAUUGAGUUCGUCGAAGCAAAGUUUUCUCCAUAUUUCGGGUUUUGAGGCAUAAGAAGAUUCAAAUGUAUAUGUAUUAAAAGAACUAGUAUGAUUUCAGUUAUUAUUUAAAUUUUAUACCAAUUGACAUCUCUCUGUUAUGAAAUUCCAGCAUUUUUUACUGAUUUAAGCUUGAUUUUUCAAUGCUUACCUUUUACCUUUUGUAUAAAUAUUUAUAUUAAAAUAAACAUUUUAUAAAGAAAUAAACAUUAUACUUACAUUUACGCAUAAUAAGUUUAAGUUUUUCAUUCUUUUUGGACAGAUAUAAGCCGGUUUUUUUAGUUUUAAUUUGCCAGCUGCAUGGCAUAAAACAGUUUUGCAGACCAUGUCUUGAAAGCAUAACUAAAAUCUAUAAACUAAGCGAAAACCAGCCGAUUGAUCUACUUUGGUGGGUUAUUCGAAGGUAAACUGCUACGCUUUCAGUCUAACUGGUUUAGAUUUAGCGAUAUUUACGCUGUAUGCGUAACACGUUUAAAAUUAGUCAAAUCUCCUUGCUCAUAAUGAUAUGCAGUCUUUUGCUAUACCAUGAUGCAGCAUUUAUGUGCCCAACGGAUGAGGUGCAGAAAGUUAGAGAGUGUAAUAAUAUUUGCUACUACACACAUAAAUUGAUAAAAAAAUGCCACCACUGAUUUGAUAUGACUAGGGCAACCUGCUCGAGUAUGUGUUUUUUCUUAUACUCUAUGUAUUGCAAAAUGCCUAAAAUAGAAUGUUAGUUGUAAAAAGACAAAGCGCUUUAGCCAUUUUUGUUAGAUCACAUUUCCCAAUAAAUUAAUUGGCAUAUUUUAGUAAUAAAUGCUAAUUUAGUGCGUAUUCAAUAUUUUUUUAUAUAGCAUAGUAAUUAUUUUGAAAGGUUUUAUUACUCGUAAGAGGUGCGUGCCUAUGUAUGAAAAAAAAAACAGCUAAGGGAGAUACUGAGCUAAAUCAUGCACACUUAACCUUCGGUAGACACACCUACCUAAACGAAACACUGGGUAAAUUUCACCCCAAUUCAUAUUUUUUUUCCACAAAUAGAGUUAAAGUUGUUUUUGUAAGUAUUGAGGUAGUUAACGGUAUAUUUCUAGAUGUUAGAAAUAAGCAAACUACAGCCCAUCAAAUAUUUGGGGGGAUGACUCACACCUCAGUGUGUCUACCGAAGGUUGAUUGUGAAUAUUCACAGGCACCUAGAGUUUUUGCCACUUUUUAGUGCUUCGGUUAGUAUAGAUGCACCAUCUAUGCAGAUGUAAAUUCCGGGAGCUUCAAAAUAAAUGAGAUUUCAAACUACAGAGUAUAUAUUUAAAAAUAUGAUUUUUAUGAGCAAUUAAUAUUAAUUUUUAAAUACGAUUUGCGAAAAUACGUACAGAUUUAUGUUAUAUCCAAUAUUAAAUAGUGAGAAAAAAAUUUGCCCCGUUAAAUCUGAAAACUGUUACUAGCUCAAGGGUGAUAGAUUUGUCACCAACACAAUCUUAGUUUUUUCAUAAACAAACCGCUUCGUAACAUAAUGUAGCUGAUUCUGUCGAAUUCGCUGAGAGCCGAUUAAUGGCCAGAUCUUGGUCACAUCUGUAAAAAUGUUUUCACGAAGUUAGUAGCUGUUGCAUUAAGAGCAACAUUAUUAAGUCUGAGGUAGAUCAUCUUAUUUGAACAAUUGUAUUAAAUUACUGCUUAUUUUUUAUGUAUGAAAAGCAUAUUUGUUAUUUUAAUUAUUUCAAUUUUAUAGCUAAGAAAUUUUUUGCUGACAUUGAAAAUGUUUAAAAAAUAUGCAGAACUAAGUAAGAAAAAAAAAAACAAAUUAGACGUAUAAAAUAAUUAAACUCAAGCGCCAAGGAAUUGUUUAAAAAUAUAUUUAUAAAUUAGUUGUAUUCUGUAUAAGGGAGUUGUAAAUCAUAACUUAAAAAUUCAAUGUGCAUGUAAUUUUAGUGCGCAAGUGUAACUGAGUAGUGUUCGCGGUAAAGCGAGAAUUGUAAACUAACCCGUGGUGCGUUGUAUAAAGCCUGGAUGAUUUACACAUACAUUUGUAAAUACAUACACAUAUACAUACAUACAUACGUACACAUACAUAAUAAAUAUACUGCUUGCAUGCAUUUCAGAAUUUAUGUAUAUGAAUUGAGUUUCUAAUUGGUGUAAAAUAACAAUAAAUGUCGUAUUAAUUGAACUAAAAUGAAA